AUAGUCUGCCUAGUAUAGUCCAUUUAUUUAAUCCGGCUCUGCCUAUGGAUGCUGUGUCUGACAUCACAGGCUGCAUUAGCGUUAGCAGAGGGGUAGCUGCGUAAGUUAUGCAGCUAUCGCAAUAUCAUGCGCAAUAUCAAUCCUUGAGAGAGGUAGCAAACAAUUUGUCCGAAGUUUUUUCCAAAAUGUAAAGUAUCAUUGAAUAACAUCUGACACUUUUUUCAAGUCUAUCAUCUUUAGUGCAUUGUAAUAACUGCAAUGUAUCAACGCUUUAACCCAGAGAGCCGCUUAGGCCUCUGGGGAAACAACAAUGUGCCCUGUCCGCUAUGCUACUAACUCUUGUUAUAGGGAUUCCACCGAUUCUCUGGGAAACGUUGUCUGGGCUGCACGACCUACGACCUGACUCCACAACUGAGACCCUGUUGACCUCCUCCUUUCAACCUGUAAGUAUAAUGUACAAAGACUGAUCAACCUGACAUGAGACGCAGUAUAAGGCCAAUCUGAACAACUAUCCGCUACUUCCUUCCUUAAUGACUGUCCAGAACCGCAUGGCCCUUACUGUACGUUUAUUCCAAUUAACACUGCCCCCGACAGCCCUGUGACCAGCCCUGGCAGGACUCGAGCUGACCAAAUGGCAGGAGACUUGGGCAUGACCUCCAUGUUUGGCAAAUGGAAGGGGCUGAUUAUGUCCAUUAUGGUCUCCCUGGCUGUGUUCAUAGCUGUACUGGUCCCUUGGUAGGUUGUUGUUGCAUUCCCUGCAUCCGCACACUGACCAACAUGGUCAUUAUACUGCAAUGAUGAAAGAAGCUGACCAUGGUGAUCCUCCCCCCUACCAAAUGCCCCCUACGUUGACCAAACCAACAUUGACAUUGGAGACGAUAGCAGGGCGACCUGGACUACUUUGUGUGAGUACUUUUCUUUUAUACUCAGGGGAAAUCUUAUUAUCCUCAUCUUAUAUCUCAUCUAAAGGAGGAAAUUGGAUUUUUUUUUGCCCGCUCACAACAACACCAUACCAAAUAACAGUUCAUAAGGAAGUCCUACAGUGCAGCCGCUGGCAAGGAGGGAUCAAUCUGGGUGCAGCUUACUCGUGUUGACAUCGUGCCAACAGGCUGGCCACCAACAAGGGACUGCUAAGUCUUAACCAUGGCUCAUGUCCAUCUAUUGGUCCAUCUAUUGAACCAAUCACACUUACCUUACAAUAACACAUACCCGUAGACUACAAUAAACCUUAAUUCUCCUUAUCAGGUGCUCUUCUGAAAUUAUAUUACAUGUCAUUUUAGAGAAGUACAGCAGCAAGUAAUUUCACUUAGCGGAACCCACAGCUGUGUUUUGUAUUUUGCUCGUUGCCCGUUUGUUGCUUGCAGCAAUAAACCUUUUAACUAUAGCGAAGUUUCCUCUCCUAUCUCAAAAUACGAAACAACAGAACCUGCCUACGGCUAACGACUUUCGGUGAUUUUGGAUGUAAGUGUACGUUCGCCACUACACCGACUGUACCAAAAAUCCCCUGGAAAAGACAGCUAAGAAAUAGAAGAUGGCAUCAGGGGAGCAGACAGAGCCGAUGCGUGUGCUGGUGACAGGUGGAUCUGGGUUGAUUGGCAAAGCCAUUGAGCAUGUGGUGUUUAAGGAAGGUGGGAAACGUGAGGGAGAAGAAUGGUUCUUCAUCUCCUCAAUGGACGGAGAUCUAACGGAUGUUGAGCAGACCAGAGCUGUGUUCGAGAAGUAUCAUCCCACUCAUGUCAUCCACCUUGCUGCCAAAGUGGGAGGACUCUUCAUGCACUUGAAACAGAACCUGCAGUUUUUGAGAGAAAACAUAAAGAUCAAUGACAACGUCCUGCAUACUGCCCAUGAGACGGGUGUUAACAAAGUCGUGUCUUGCCUGUCCAGUUGUAUCUUUCCUGACAAAACUACAUAUCCCAUUGAUGAGACAAUGAUACACAAUGGGCCACCUCAUGAAUCAAAUUACGGAUAUUCGUAUGCCAAAAGGAUGAUUGAUAUUCAGAACAGGGCAUACUUUCAGCAGUAUAAGCGUUGUUACACAUCAGUCAUCCCAACCAAUGUGUUUGGUCCCUAUGACAACUUCAGUCCAGAAAAUGGCCACGUGCUCUCAGCACUCAUGUGCAAGACACACAAAGCCAAACAAGACGGAACCCAUGUGAAGGUGUGUGGCACUGGAAAUCCACGAAGACAGUUCACCUACUCUCUGGACUUAGGCCGUAUACUUGUCUGGGUCCUGAGAGAGUAUGACGAGGUGGAUCCUCUUAUCACUUCUGUUGGGUCAGAGAAGGAAGUUUCCCUCAAAGAGGCCGUGGACAUGAUCGCAAAGGCUUUGGACUUCAAGGGUGAAAUAGUCUAUGACACCACUAUGUCCGAUGGUCAGAUGAAGAAGACAGCAAGCAAUGACAAACUGAGACGCUACCUUCCUGACUUCACCUUCACACCGCUUGAUGAAGCCAUCAAGAUGACCUGUGACUGGUUUGUGGCCAAUUACGACAUUGCGAGAAAAUGAUGUGAUGAAGCACUGAGCUGAAAACACUGCAUGUUCUUGCUGGUGUUUUUCUUCCUCUAUGUUUUGAAGUGAACAUCUGCAUAUGAGCAAACAUACAAGAGUUAAUAAUUACUUAUGCUGUUGAUGCAAAUGUAUUCUUCUGAUUUACUGAUUGACA
Solea senegalensis (Senegalese sole) is the source of this 2663-nucleotide messenger RNA. Its product is annotated as GDP-L-fucose synthase-like. Gene Ontology annotation, molecular function: GDP-L-fucose synthase activity. NCBI's taxonomy places the organism in Eukaryota, Metazoa, Chordata, Actinopteri, Pleuronectiformes, Soleidae. Bases 1532 to 2506 code for a protein of 324 amino acids. The transcript has 11 exons. The record is from RefSeq and is a predicted model, not a curated record. Gene Ontology annotation, biological process: nucleotide-sugar biosynthetic process.